AUGGGCAGCUCUCUAUACUCUCACGAGUUGUCUAGACCUUUGUCCUCGCUAAUCAUUUCGUAUUCGAUGCAGGUUGUUCUCUUGUCUUUGAGCUGGGCGCACGUAAUAGGGGCGGGAGACGAGUCAGCGAUUCUCGACCAGAUCGCGACUGCCUCGGAGACUGUUAUCAGGACGGAGAAGCCCGAACAAAAGCAGGAGAAAUUACAGGAUCAGGUGCUAUCGACUAUACCAAAUACCACGGUGCAUUAUGAGAAUUCGAACGGAUUCUUGCCAAUGGUGGCUUCUUCCACAUCGAAGACGCCUGACUCUCUCGACAAGGUAGACGCAACAGGCAACGUUCGGACGAAUUCUUUGAACGAGUCAAAUAACUCAAGCGUAUCGGUGGAGGCCGAUGAGGACAUUGACGAACGAGAAAGUGACGAAAUCGAGAAUGAUCCGGCUUACUCAACGGAGGCUAGGAUGUUCUUGAAUUUCCGUCAUUUGAAUACGAAUAACCGUAGAUCCUUCGAGUACCAGGAUGGACAGAACGACUUCGAGUUGCUGAAAGUUAAAGACGACACGCCUGUCGUCGCCAAUUAUCCGCAUUUCUUCGAGGUGCCUAGUUCUAGCGAAACUGAGGAAGAGGCGACCAAAUCAUCCCCGAGACACAGGAGCAAAGAAAAGGGGAAGAAACUGGAAGGUUAUCCAGAAAAUUAUGGGACAAUCUUGUCGAGGCCCAACGAGGGCCUGGCUAUUAACAACAAUCAUAAUAUUAAUAAUCAUUACUAUCCAGCGAAGGAUAAUGAGAAGGCGAGUCAGGAGAAAGUCGCCAGUAAUUAUCACCAGCAAAAUGCCAUGAACAACGACGGCCACAGACACAGUAGAGGGAACGCAUCAGCAACGUCGUCCUUGUCUAGGACGAAUCAAGAGAUGACCAAUCCUGUUACCAUCAGUGUGACCAAUUACGGUAGCGUUUACGAUAAUGUCGCUGCCCCUUCUCAGCCCACCAAUCAAAAUAGAUUAUCUAGACCAGUUGUGGUCGCGGAGUACAGUUUCGAACAGUCGAGGCCGCCCGUACCAGGCGGUGACGACUAUAUGACUUCGAGGGCCAUCAACUCAGACAGCUCUGAAGUGCCACAUGACACCAUUAAUGACAGAGACGGCAGAUUUCGAAGCGACGAAGAUUCCAGAGAUGUGUCUGACGAUGGGGAGUACAUGGAAUAUACGGAGAGACCUAGAAGGAUCCAGAAAAGCAGAAGACGACCUUCUAGCAUCGACAAUCAGAAAAGACUUCCCAAGGAACAUAGAGGAUCGAGGGAUUAUAGUGCGGAGUAUCAGAAUCAGGGCAAAAGGCACCAUUCGACUAGGACGAAGCCGCAUAAACAGAGAACAAGAGGAAAUUCCUGGGCUGACGAUCAUCGUCAUCGACAUCAAGACGAGAGCUACGACGAAACGAAGUACGACAGUGGAAUGUCAGAGACAAGAUCACAACAGAACUCAAACUUCAAGCCAGGUAAUACCUGGAGCCAAAUAUCUCCAAAUCUGGAGAUUUCACACUCGAGCGGUGUCGAAAUCGGUCAGGUCGAGAAGCCCAAGUAUAUCGUCCCGGUUAACGUGAACUUGGUACCGGUAACGAACUUCGAUCACGCGACGGCUAUUGGGAACAGUCAGGACUUCGACAUGUCAAACGCUGUCCUGCAGAACAUUGUGUCAGCCACGCCAGGUAACACGGUCAGCACACCUACUCCUAUGAUGAGCACCCCGGACGGUGCUUUUGGUCAUGAUACGGAAAUUAGAGUCUCGACACCUGUUCCUGACAUCAUCGUUGGUCAGAACAGUUAUCAAAACUCGAUGCAUGCGGUCGUACCUCAUAUGAACGAUCAGAACAAGUUCCCAACGAAUCUGAAGCCUCAAUACGUAUCCAGCACAGUUACUCCAGUGUUUGCUGUCACUCCAAGCGUAAAUCAUAACUUCCAGAGCUUUCCGAUUCAAAACGUCCAAGGAACAGUCACACCACGGACUACCUACAUCAACCAAUUACAACAGGUGCCAACGAGUCAUGGGAACAUACACCAGCUGAUAGUUCCCCAACCAACGCUUCAGACGGUCCCAACAUUGGUGCAGACGUCAGUCCAGUCUCCCUCGGACUUAAACAUCCAGGUGAAUCAUCACGGCAUGCAAGGACAAAAUCUCGUCAACCACGGGAAUUUACAGGUACAGAGUAUCCCAACUAUGUCCACAGUGACAUCUACACCUCAACCAGUCCCAGUCACAAAGUUUAACUUGGUGACAGCUGAACCUCAGAGCAAAAAGUCUCUGUAUUCCGGCUCGACCGCUAAUUUCUUAGCUACCGCGAGUCUAGCUGUCGGUCAAAACGAUCAAAGGCAAUCUUCAAAUAGUAACUCUUACUAUUUACAGAAUCCGAACACUCAGCAGAUUUUCAAGCAACAGGGAGGAGUCUAUCAGGUGAAGAACGUUAAUAUAGCCCCGAAAACGAAGACGUACAUUCAGACGACUCACCUGUUGCCAGCCGUGCUGCAACCACUGCCGACUAUGACUACUAUAACAGCUGGUACACAGCAAGUAAUGCCUGAACGGCAUACAGUUCAAGGUACCAACUUCGUGGUUCAGUCUUCACCAGAUCAGAUGCAACAGUUCGUUAAUAAUAACGAAGUGUCCGCCACGAAGAACUUUAACUUGCCUUCUAUGACUUAUCAAAUGAUCGAUAACCAUGGUAGCCAUAGUAGUAGCAAUGUUAACACACUAAAUACGUACACAGGUGUUUCAGGGACCGCUGAGAACGCUCAUCUGCCCUACGUUGGCACCAGGAACGUCGAAAUCGUGAAUCCUAAUAUCAAGCCGAGUCCAGUCGACGCCACGAUUAUAAAUCCAUACGAGACGAUGCAUUAUCCCACCGCGGUUUUCACCACGCCUAUUCCUAUGUUCGCCACUACCAGUGUCGUUACUGCAAGGCCAAUGAUGUCCACCACUACGGAUUCCAGCAACGUUCACAGUCUAGUGAACUCCCUGACCGAAAUGGGUUCGAAGAACAACCUGGUUAUAGGCGAUACGAAGACCUACCAGUCCCAAGACAGGCCAGUGUUCAAUCCCAUCAACUUCGUGCCCAACACGGACGUGGUCAAAAACCAAAACGCUUUGAACAGCAAGCUUCACGCUACCGAGCCGCUGCAACAGAACCUGAAUCUCGUUCCUCUGAUACCGGGAGGACACUUCUUCAAACCUUCCUUCAGCUCCCACAGCGAAUUACAGGCGAAACCAAAAUUGAAUACCGACUUGGAAACAUACGCCGACCAGAUGUUCAGAGAGUCCUUGAAGACCAUAUACAAUUCGCAGAAGUGGAACAAUGACCGGAAACCAGGAGCCCAUCGUCAGAAUACAACUGAUUUGACUGAUAUCACGAAGUUGAAGCACGAGCUACAGAAGCUGAAGGCUUCGCUAUCAGAUUCGAAACGGAACAAGGAUCACGAAGCCCAUUAUAGCGAGACGAAAACGCAGACGGCGGAUUUUCCCAGUAAAAAGCCAGAUGAAUUGUUAGCUGCUCUCGAACACAUGCUGAAGACUCAUCCAACAGAUUCUUUUAAUGGCUAUCAUGGAAGCGGUAGACCGCACAGGCAUCGCAGACCGAGCGAUUCGGAUAAGUAUACGUUCGGGUCUAACAGUGAUUACAGGGACACCAAACAUGUCAGAGACUAUAUGACGCAUUCACAGUCAGGCUCUCAUCGUGGAAAGGGACAUUAUCACGAUAAACCGGGGAAGAAGAGGCCAAACUCUGGACCAACGAGACACAGUGGCCCGAAUCACUUUCACGGACCAAGAAGUCAUCACAGACACAAUUUGUCUCCUAAGUCCGGUGGGCUGGAAACUUCAGCGACCAAUAGUGAUCCAGUUCACGCUCAUAGACCACAGUUUGAGAAUUUCUUCGAUUCCGGACAUUCACGCUCGGAAUUCAAUAAAAAUCCUUUCGAUUCGUUUGCAUCGUUCAGUAAUUCGCAGCCUGAGAAUACGAAAGAGUCUAAAAGCAACAAAGGUGGGAAAGAUCGUGGGAUCAAUCAUCCUAGGAUGCACAAUUUUUUUGGACUGCUGAUGAAGAAUAAACAGCUACCCGUCGGUGGCACACCGAACUAUUUCAGAGACGAGGACCAACUGAAUCAGUUCUUCGAGGACGAGAAACAACGAUCCCAACAGCAAUUUUACGUCGAUAACUUGAGGGAUUAUUUGCACAAGUACUCCGAGGGCAAUUCGUAUUCCACUUUGGGACGUAGUGGAAUCGAUGUUCGGAGAUCGUUGAUAGAGAAGGGGACAGGUUGA
Molecule: messenger RNA, 4308 nt
Organism: Dufourea novaeangliae
Lineage: Eukaryota; Metazoa; Arthropoda; Insecta; Hymenoptera; Halictidae
Exons: 1
Coding region: 1-4308 (1435 amino acids)
Source: RefSeq, a predicted model, not a curated record